AUGCAUACGGUGUAUGUGAACCAUAUCAACGAGAAAAUCGCCCAGCAUAAGCUCCAGCGUGUUCUCCGACGGCUCUUUGGCCGCUACGGUACGGUUUUGCAAGUGACAAGCCAUGGGAAUUUGAAAAUGAAGGGCCAGGCGUUUAUCACUUUUGAAGACGCCAAAAGCUCAGAAAAGGCCAUGGCAAAGCUUCAGAACUACCCGCUUUUCAAGAAACCAAUUAGUAUAUCGUUGGCAAAGAGCGAGUCUGAUGAUCUAUUACUAAAAGAGGGGAAAACAGACCUUGUGGAGGAGAGAAAGCAGAAGAAGGCUCAACGGAACGAAGAGCAGGCCAAGGAGAAGAAAAGUACGGAUCUGGGCGCCACGUCGAAACUCACAAAGUCCCAGGUCAAGUACUGGAAGUCGUUGCCGGCUCACAAGGUGCUUCUUUUGCAGAAUGUCGACAAACAACACCUUUCUACGGAGGCCUUGGAAACGAGGUUUUCAAACUAUGCUUCUUUCGAAACCGCCAGAGCCAUUCCCUCCAGAAACCUUGCAUUUAUCAAUUUUGAAAACGAAGACGCCGCCACCGCUUGUCUCUCAGCUUUCGAUACUACCGAAUUGGGCACCGACGUCCUACUAACAUAUGCCAAAAAGUAA
Messenger RNA from Candidozyma haemuli, 639 nucleotides. RefSeq lists its product as uncharacterized. The record is from RefSeq and is a predicted model, not a curated record. The transcript has a single exon. NCBI's taxonomy places the organism in Eukaryota, Fungi, Ascomycota, Pichiomycetes, Serinales, Metschnikowiaceae. The coding region runs from base 1 to 639 and encodes 212 amino acids. Gene Ontology annotation, molecular function: RNA binding.